This is a messenger RNA of Caenorhabditis briggsae, 3969 nucleotides long. NCBI's taxonomy places the organism in Eukaryota, Metazoa, Nematoda, Chromadorea, Rhabditida, Rhabditidae. Bases 1 to 3969 code for a protein of 1322 amino acids. The transcript has 18 exons. The record is from RefSeq and is a predicted model, not a curated record.
AUGAAUAGUAAAAGUAACAAAUCACACAAUGGUACCGAAUUUCGAUUCUAUAAACCGAAAGAAGGCACACCACCAUUGACGACGUCUUCAAAUAUAUUGGGACCGGAGAAACGCGAAGAACUAAACGCUACAUUGUUUUAUCUGGAUUCCACCGAUAUCCAAAAAUUUAAUGCAGAUAAUAUGGAAGAUUUAACAUGUUUGGAUAGAUUUGUAGAAAACGUCAAUCCUGACAAGAAAUUCUACCUGCGCCACCUUCCGGUUCUGAGAAGUAUGACUAACAAGGAGCCACGUUUUUUCUUGAAAGAAGUCGACGAAAUAGUUUUACUUCUUUUGAGAAGAUCAUCGAAUUCCAAAGAAGUAAUAUCAGCUUAUUCUCCGGAUGAAAUCGUCCCUGAAACCAUAUCCCUCACUGAAGUCGAAAAAAUGUUUGAUGAUUGUUUUCUGGAUAAAAGUAUGGUUAUGGUAACACCUGACACUGAAUAUUCUCUACACAGUGACUGCCGCCUGGGGUACAUUGAACAACUGUAUUUCAUGGAUCGUCGAGAAAAACCAUUCGUUUAUCCAGCGCUAGCAGUUUAUAAAAUCUUCAACGAAUGCGUUCUUGGACUAAAUUGGACAACGAAUACUUGCAAACUUCACGUUAACUGUAAUGAGAACCGCAGGAAAAAAGUCAUCGAGCUCAUGAAUAAGUAUACAGGUUCAUCGAUGAACCUGAUUCCGUUGGAAAUAGUAGACAGGGAAAUUGUAAAAUUGAAGGCAGAAGAAUGUUUUUUUGGUCAACAAAUAAUAUCCAGCAAGAAGUGGAACAACCUCUUAAAAGGGUUCAGGAACCAUGAAAUGUUUUCUACCAAUCUCUACAAAACAGGCAUCGAUAAUUUUCAUCUUCCAACGAACGGACCGUUAGCAGAACUGCAUAGUGCUCCAAUACAAGGAAUGAGGCUUUCACUUCUGGUAGGAUGGAUAAUCCAGUUCAUUGGACCCAUUGACAAAGACAACGAACUUCUUGCAAAUGUAUUGGUUUCCAAUUUGGAAUUUGCAAUCGAAAAGGAUAUUGAGAAGACUGUUGCGUUCAUGAAAGAUGAAGUGGUUGUUCGUGGAAAAGAAGGAACCAGAAAGCUGUUCAAGCCUUACGGAGCACAGGAAGAUAAUCAGUCAAGUGAGCGUUUCCUAAUGAUUCUUUUUAGAAUAAAAUCAUUUUUAGAGUACGAAAAAAUGGCAGAGAAGGCAAGACUCCGAAAAGCCCUGGAUAGUCAGUGGAAAGAUUUAUCUGAUGAACCAAUCGAGUAUUCAGGAUCCACGAGUACAGAAGAAAUUUGCCGUUCAAUAGUUACCAUCAAAGGACACAGAUAUGGUAGCAACUACUCAUUGCUGAAAAAUGGCCCAAGAGAAGAAAAUCCACAAAAAUUCUUUUUCAUAGAUAUCGAUGAAUGGCAAAAGUUGAUCGAUAUGGAGAGUAUGAUGGGUUUCGAAUGGACAAAAGAUGAAAAGUAUCUGGAAGAUCUCGAAAGUUUUGUGAAGAUGACUGGAAUUAAGAAAUUUGUUCUUCGUCGUUUACAAGAGGAAAGAUCAGAUUCGGGAAGAUUUUCCAGAAUUCUCGACGCACUUGAGGCCGAGAAAAAAAGCUUGAACAAGCAUGUUCGUAGAUCACGCUCUAUGCAUGAGAUCGAAGCAAUGUACAAUAUACAUAGGAUUGACAAGAGUAACAUUACAGUGAUUCCUGACUACGUAGAGAAAUUGAGCGACACUUAUUCGAACGAAAAAAUUUGUUUGCCAAUUAUGACGAUCGGUAGAAACGGAGAAGAUUUGCUGAACAUGGCUGAAUCAGCACUCUACAUUUUCGAAGAAGUGAUAUGCGGUGUUAAUUGGAUGAAAGCGAUCAGAGAGAACGGUAUCGACACUUAUCGAGAUUUCCGACAACUAUUCGAGGCGAUUUUGAAGCCUUUAUUCUGCGAAUGGGAGGCAUGCUACGUAGCCAAAAGUUGGCAUGUCGAGUGCUUCCUCAUACUAAAAACCCACAAGAUAUUCGAAAAUCAAGAUCGAGCUAACAUUUUCUUUGUAUUCACAGAUUUUUCUUCUCCGGUUCCGACGUCCUAUUUCAAUGAUCAAUGUGAAGCUUUUGGUUUGCCACCGAUGCCGGGAAAUUUGCCAGACGCGAUGCUCUGGGACGAAGCAAGAACACUUUUAAAGGUUGUGUGGGCGUGUCAGUACUUUCCUCGUCAAGAAAGAUCAAAGAAACAAGGAGAUACAGCAAUGCAACGAGGAGUUAUCAUGAAUGCAAUGUUCUCAAGAUUGCCUCAGGAAGCGAAACUUCAUAAUCAUUUGGCAAAUCUGAUAACACACUGGUCGGAACCUCUUGAAUCUGCCAGAGAAACAAUUUCACAUGAACCAACUAAACCAGGACGGAUGCAAAGCCAACAAACAAUAGACGAGGAAGCCAGGAGAGAACUAGACCGUGCCCUUGUAAUGCAGAAGAUGAAACAGAAGAAAGAGAAGAAGAAUGCAAAAGCUGUUGAUGCUCCUAACGCUUUGGAAAAUUCUGGGGCACAGUCUAAGGAUACAACUGUUGAAUCUUCCAAUUCUUCUCAACAAAUCUCCAAUAAGUCAGAAGACGUUCCUAAACCCUCAACUAAUGAAGGUCCAGUUUCGAGUACGUCCGCAAUCUCUAAAGCAUCUUCACGAUCUUCGUCGACGUCGACUUCGGAACAAUGUUCCUCUCGAAUACUUGUACCAGAAGAUGAGGAGGCUGUGGAGAAGAAGACAUUUGAGGAUCAAGCGAAGAAAAUGGUAAAGAUGCAGAAUCAAAUCAAAGAGCUCAAGGAACAAAUGAAACUGUUAUCUGAAGAAAAUGAGACACUGAAAGGUACGAUUGAAGAAAGGAAGGAAGAAGACAGUAAUAAAUUGAGGAAGGCAGAGAAGGAAUUGGAGAAGGAGAAAGAGAAAACUGCCAGCCUAGAACAAGCGAUCAAAGACUGGAAAGUUAGUUUGGAAUUCAUGGAGAAGAAUUUGAUUGAGGCUGGAGAGAAACGAGAUGCAGCUAACGAGAAGUUAAGGAAAGCAGAUGAAGAGUUGAGAGAGCAAACUGCAAAAUCCAGAGAGUUAGAACUUCAGUUGAGAGAAGCAAACAAGGCUUUGGCGACGAUGAAUAAGGAGAAAGAUAUAGCAGUAGAAAGAGUAGUGAGGGAAUGGACAGAACGAUGGAAUGUGGAACGUUAUCAAGUCCAAUUGGCACAGAAUCGAACAGAAGAAGCCGAAAGCAAAGUCCGCCAUCUCAUGAAAGAGAAAGUGAAGCUUCUCGAAAAGAAUCCUCAAGAUGAAUCGAACUUUCCAGCUCAUGUAGCAACGUACAAUAAAGAUAUUAGGAAGCUGAGACAGUUGUUGAAAGAAAAGGAAGAUCUCAUUCCACACCUUCAAAAAAGGAUUCAAGAUCUCUCCAAUCAACCAGGCCCGUUUCCGCAAACUUCUGAGGAUCCGAAUAGCUAUUUAGAGAGGAUUCAGAACAUGUUAGAAGUUAUAAAUAGAGACGAUUCAGUUGAAGAGAAAAGAGUGAGAAUCUCACGUCUUCUCACGAACACGGAUUCGGCUGAAACAAGACAAAUCUCCGUCCUCGAGGAAGAUCUUUUUGAUGCUUCAGUAACGAUGUAUCGAGAUACAUUGAACUAUAAUAUAUUCAAAGUCCAGCAGACGCAAAGCAUUGAUGGUUGUCAACCGAUUCCUUGCUAUCCGGAUCUUUCUCAGAGAUUCUUGGAUGCUGAAAAUAAGGAAAGAACGAAGGCGAUGUUCGGAGAAGGAGACUGUGCAAUUUGUUUUGAAAAAAUUGAGGAUCUUGAAGAAAAAAGGACCUGUCCUAAUGAAAUAUGCGGCCUCAAAUAUCAUGCAAAUUGUAUUUUGAAGUCUAUUGAAACUAGGUCUCUGUGUCCGUACUGUAAGACUCCUUAUUUUAAUGCUGAUGACUUCCCAGUUUUGUCUUAA